UGGGCUCCUCCACUGCCCGGUGCUUUGCGCAGGGCGGGACCUGCUUGCUUCCCCAUUUGGGCCUCGGGUGAUGGACGAGGUGCACCCAAAACCUUUCCCAGGAGGACCUGACAUGAAGUCUCUCCCUGGCCACUGUCCUUUCUAAAGACCUCCCUCGCCUUCCAGAGUCCUCCUGGCACUGAGCCGGCAGGGGACUCUUCAGGAGCAGAGAAAAUGAGCCUCUUCAGGCAGCUGUCCCUGGGUUCCAAGGCCGCCCUGGCCGCGGUCACGGUCUUCGUGUCCAUGAUUCUGUCCCGUUCCUAUCUGGCGGAGGCCCUGGAGCUCCGGGCGUGGCGCUGGCUCUUCCGCCUGCAGCUCGCCCUGUUCGUCAACUCGCUCAUGCUCAUCGGCUCCCUCUACAUCUGGAGGAGCACCGUAAGCAAUCUCGGCCCCUCUCUGGCCGUGGAGACAGCCUGUUUCCAGCUCUGGAAGCUGGUCGUUGCGGUCUUCCUGGCCCUGGCGCAUUCCAGUUUCUUCACGAUGCUCUUCUUAGUGGCGGAGGAGCCCUAUCUCUUCUCCCUGGCGGCUUACUCCUGCCUGGGCGCAUAUAUCAUCAUGCUGUUUUUCCUCUGCAUCCUGAGCGCCGUGGAGCAGACCUACCAGCUCUUGGCCUGGCACAGCGGUAGGGUCGUGGGCAGCCUUGACAAGACGAGGAAGCUGGUGCUGAGACCUGCCCUGGCGGUGGUGGUGACCACCGUGCUCAGUACCAUCGGCCUUCUCAACGCCGCCCAGCCACCGGCGGUGAAAACAGUAGAUGUGCCCAUCCACCAGCUGCCCCCCUCUAUGAACGGCCUCAAGAUUGUGCUCCUCUCCGACAUUCACUUGGGGCCCACCGUGGGCAGGACCAAGAUGGAGAUGUUUGUGCGGAUGGUGAAUAGGCUGAAACCAGACAUCACCGUGAUCGUAGGUGACCUCUCCGAUUCGGAAGCCUCCGUCCUGCGGACAGCCGUGGCUCCCCUGGGCCAGCUCCGUUCCCGCCUCGGCACCUACUUUGUCACGGGCAAUCACGAGUAUUACACGUCAGAUGUCGGUAACUGGUUCAAGCUGCUGGGAUCUCUCCGCGUCCACCCGCUGCACAACGAGAAUGUGAGGAUCGCCGCCCCCCGGGACCAGCGUGGUGAGGGGACGGAGGAAGAGUGGAUCUGCUUGGCGGGGGUGGAUGACAUCGAAGCGGACAUCCUCCACUACGCCGGCCAUGGUAUGGACCUCGCCAAAGCCCUGGAGGGUUGCAGUGCAGACCACGCCACCAUUCUGCUGGCUCACCAGCCCCUGGCUGCCAAGAGAGCCCUCCAGGCACGGCCAGAUAUUAACUUGAUCCUUUCGGGACACACACACGCUGGGCAGAUCUUCCCUUGGAACGUGGCAGCCUAUCUCCUGAACCCCUUCUUUGCUGGGCUGUACCAAGUGGCUCAGACUACAUUUGUAUAUGUCAGUCCGGGCACGGCCUAUUACGGGAUACCCAUGAGGCUGGGGAGCAGGGCGGAGAUCACAGAGCUCAUCCUGUGGCGGGCUCCCUGAGUCCUCCCCAGGUGACUCUGCUCUGUCCCUGCCCUUGACCCUCUUCAGAGUGAUCUGCUUUGCCCCCUCCUGCCCAUCCCUCCCACCACCCCCUUGGCUAGAGCCUGCUGAGAACAGUGAUUUGUGGUGGGCUGUGUGGCAAGUUCAGGCUUGUUGAUGUUUAAGAUGAUGGAUAGACCCACUGGUGCGGCCCCUCGGCCACAUAAAUGAGAACAUCUCUCUCUCUCU
Jaculus jaculus (lesser Egyptian jerboa) is the source of this 1785-nucleotide messenger RNA. It is a transcript of the gene Tmppe, whose product is annotated as transmembrane protein with metallophosphoesterase domain. The coding region runs from base 214 to 1557 and encodes 447 amino acids. The record is from RefSeq and is a predicted model, not a curated record. Gene Ontology annotation, molecular function: hydrolase activity. The transcript has 2 exons. NCBI's taxonomy places the organism in Eukaryota, Metazoa, Chordata, Mammalia, Rodentia, Dipodidae.